Messenger RNA from Salvelinus sp. IW2-2015, 1046 nucleotides. Its product is annotated as GTP-binding protein 1. Lineage: Eukaryota; Metazoa; Chordata; Actinopteri; Salmoniformes; Salmonidae. Gene Ontology annotation, molecular function: GTP binding; translation elongation factor activity; GTPase activity. Gene Ontology annotation, biological process: translational elongation. The record is from RefSeq and is a predicted model, not a curated record.
UGGGCAGUAAUGCAGGUAUCGUAGGGAUGACUAAGGAGCAUCUAGGUCUGGCCCUGGCCCUCAAUGUGCCUGUGUUCGUUGUGGUCACCAAGAUAGACAUGUGUCCUGCCAACAUCCUACAAGAGACGUUAAAGCUGCUCCAGAGGUUACUAAAGUCCCCAGGCUGCAGAAAGAUCCCUGUUCUGGUCCAAAACAAAGAUGACGUCAUCGUCACAGCCUCCAACUUCAGCUCUGAGAGGAUGUGUCCAAUCUUCCAGAUCUCCAAUGUGACAGGAGAGAACAUGGACCUGCUGAAGAUGUUCCUCAACCUGCUGUCUUCUAAAACCUCCUUCAGAGAAGACGAACCUGCAGAGUUCCAGAUAGAUGACACCUACUCAGUACCGGGUGUAGGCACAGUCGUUUCAGGGACUACUUUACGUGGAUUGAUACGUCUGAAUGACACAAUGCUGUUAGGCCCAGACCCACUGGGCAGUUUCCUCCCCAUUGCAGUCAAAUCUAUCCACAGGAAGAGGAUGCCAGUCAAGGAGGUGAGAGGUGGACAGACUGCCUCCUUCGCCCUCAAAAAGAUCAAGCGUUCAUCCAUAAGGAAAGGCAUGGUAAUGGUGUCCCCCAAGUUAAACCCACAGGCAUCAUGGGAAUUUAUGGCUGAGAUUCUGGUUCUGCACCACCCAACUACGAUAUCACCCCGCUACCAGGCCAUGGUGCACUGUGGCAGCAUCAGGCAGACAGCCACUAUCCUGACCAUGAACAGAGACUGUCUACGAACAGGGGACAAGGCAUCGGUCCACUUCCGCUUCAUCAAGACCCCCGAGUACCUCCACACGGACCAGAGACUGGUGUUCAGAGAGGGACGCACCAAGGCUGUGGGCACCAUCACCAAGCUGCUGCAGUCGACCAAUAAUUUGCCGUCAAACUUCAAACCCCCGCAAAUCAAAAUGCAGUCUACGAAAAAGGCCCCGUUCCGCAGAGAGGAUGGAGCCACGACAGCCAAUGGGAUCGAAACGAGCACAGCCCGACCAACAGUCCGCACCAAUUCACAACAACCG